This is a messenger RNA of Cephus cinctus (wheat stem sawfly), 2692 nucleotides long. RefSeq names its product guanylate cyclase soluble subunit beta-1 (gene Gycbeta100B). The record is from RefSeq and is a predicted model, not a curated record. Lineage: Eukaryota; Metazoa; Arthropoda; Insecta; Hymenoptera; Cephidae. Gene Ontology annotation, cellular component: guanylate cyclase complex, soluble. Gene Ontology annotation, molecular function: guanylate cyclase activity; heme binding. The transcript is spliced from 14 exons. Bases 21 to 1835 code for a protein of 604 amino acids. Gene Ontology annotation, biological process: response to oxygen levels; cGMP biosynthetic process.
AGGUCAUAACGGAUAUAGGAAUGCAUUACGGUUUUGUGAAUUACGCCCUCGAACUGCUGGUUGUGAAGACCUUUGACAGCGAGACAUGGGAGGCAAUAAAAAAGGACGCAGCGGUAAAUAUGGAGGGACAAUUUUUAGUGCGUCAGAUUUACGACGACGAGAUCACGUACAACCUCAUUUCCGCAGCCGUAAAUCGACUGAAUAUCCCAGCUAAUGAAAUUCUCGAAUUGUUCGGCCGUACGUUCUUCGAAUUUUGUCAGGAUUCCGGAUACGACAAAAUCCUUCAAGUACUCGGCGCUACACCUCGGGAUUUCUUACAGAACCUAGACGCGCUUCACGAUCAUCUUGGUACUUUGUAUCCGGGUAUGAGGUCCCCGUCUUUUCGUUGUACCGAAAGGCCCGAAGAUGGGGCCCUUGUUUUGCACUAUUACUCCGACAGGCCCGGAUUGGAGCACAUAGUCAUAGGAAUUGUGAAGACCGUAGCUAAGAAACUUCACGGUACUGAUGUCGAUAUGCAGAUCUUAAAGACAAAGAGCGAGUGCGAUCACGUGCAGUUUCUAAUUACCGACACCUCGGGUCCUGGGGUCGUUUUCAAGCCUAUGAUCGCCGAACUGGAAACGCUGUCAUUAGAAUCGAAGGUCAGUCCGGCAACUUUCUGCAGAGUGUUCCCGUUCCACAUAAUGUUCAAUCGUGAACUGACGAUCGUGCAAACCGGAUGUACGAUAACUCGCGUCAUACCGCAAGUAUCCAAUGGCAACUGUAAAUUGAAUGACAUUCUUCUCACGGUGAGGCCUCACUUGGAAUUGACGUUUGAAAAUAUUCUGUCGCACAUAAACACCGUUUACGUUUUACGUACUAAAAAGGGUGUGAUGAAAGUCGACGCUUGCGACGAGUACUCAAAUUUACGUUUAAAGGGUCAAAUGCUGUACAUACCCGAAUCAGACUUGGUAAUAUUCCUAUGUUACCCGAGCGUGAUGAAUCUCGACGACCUCACGAGGCGCGGUUUGUAUUUGAGCGACGUUCCCUUGCACGACGCGACGAGAGACUUGGUUCUGAUGUCCGAGCAAUUUGAGGCCGAUUACAAGCUCACGCGAAAUUUGGAAUUGCUCACUGACAAGCUACAGCAGACUUAUCGGGAGCUGGAUGGGGAGAAGCAAAAAACGGACAGAUUACUUUAUUCCGUACUGCCGAUUUCCGUGGCUAACGAACUCAGACACUCGAGACCGGUACCGGCGAGGAAGUACGAUUGCGUAACUCUUCUAUUCUCGGGUAUCGUCGGCUUUGCCGCUUACUGCGCAGCGCACACGGAUUCCAGCGGCGCCAUGAAAAUCGUGAAUAUGCUUAAUCAGUUGUACAUAGCAUUCGACGUGCUUACGGAUCCGAAAAAAAAUCCAAACGUCUACAAGGUGGAAACUGUUGGCGACAAGUAUAUGGCAGUAAGUGGACUUCCGGAACCCUGUUAUUGUCACGCAAGAUGCAUAGCUCGACUAGCAUUGGACAUGAUGGAUCUAGCAGCUGACGAAGUUCAGAUCGAUGGUGAACCAGUGAAAAUUACCAUCGGCAUCCAUAGUGGCGAGGUAGUCACGGGGGUUAUUGGACAUCGCAUGCCUCGUUAUUGCCUCUUUGGGAAUACGGUGAACCUUACGAGCCGUACGGAAACGACCGGUGAACCUGGGAAGAUUAACGUCUCCGAGGAUGCAUACAGGUACCUGUGUAUGCCUGAAAAUCAAGAUCCGCAAUUUCUUCUCGAAUAUCGUGGUCCAGUCACCAUGAAGGGUAAAUCGGAACCCAUGAACGUGUGGUUCCUCUCCAGAGAGCGGGAGCUGCAGUCGUAAUCAAAUAACGAGAAACGAUGCUCUAGAGUAGCAACAGUAUAAAGAAAUAGCAAAAAGUAAAAGAACUUUUCACAAUAGCAAUAACAUCGAGAUCCUACAUAGGGUAAAAAGCGUGUAACAAUACAAUAAAGCUCCCGUACAAUCAUAAAGAAUUGAAUGAUCCUCAGGGAUAAAACGAACAAAAGAUAAAACAUAAACGGAUUGCGUACUGUUAUCGUUGAACUUUCGGCCAUUUUUAUUUUGAUUACCAAUAGAACAAAACAAGAGAUUAAACUAUCAGGCUGUUAUCUAUAUAAGGCACGUGGUACCAAUUGCAACUGUGAGAUUGGUUAAAUAUAAAAAUAAUUAAUAAUCAAUUAAAACAAUAUUGUUCCACGUUAGAAAUAUCAUUAGUUUCAUAUAAUACUUUAAUAAGAUAUGUUUAUUUCUAUUACGUCAUUCCGUUACGUCACUCUAAUUAAGACGUGUCGUAUUUUUUUUUUAAUUAUAAAAGCAAAUAAUCGAACGAGAGAGGGGAGUAACAUUUAAAGAUUUGAGAUUACAGGCUCAAGUAUUUUUAAAACUGUUGUACUCUAACUAUAUAGAUUGUUAUUAAUUAUUAAUAAUUUUUAAUUAUCAUGUUAAAAUAUAAUUAUCGUACACGGACCUAUAGUACCUAUAUAUAGUAGUGUAGUAGGAAUAAAAGAUUUUUAGGACAGAAGGUCGAGGACCUUCGCUCCCGACGAAAAUAGCUGCAGAAUUACUUAUCAAAGUGAAACAGGACGUAGUGUCUUGGCGUAUAGCGAGAUGAACGAUAAAAAGAUGAGAAAAAAAAAGAGAGAAGCUGUAGGAGUCAAAUAAAGAAGCAAAACAAGAUA